Penicillium hordei is the source of this 1362-nucleotide messenger RNA. RefSeq names its product fungal specific transcription factor domain-containing protein. Bases 1 to 1362 code for a protein of 453 amino acids. Gene Ontology annotation, biological process: DNA-templated transcription. Gene Ontology annotation, cellular component: nucleus. The record is from RefSeq and is a predicted model, not a curated record. The transcript has 5 exons. Lineage: Eukaryota; Fungi; Ascomycota; Eurotiomycetes; Eurotiales; Aspergillaceae. Gene Ontology annotation, molecular function: zinc ion binding; DNA binding.
AUGCGCCUCGAAGCCGCUUGUACUGGCAGCAGCUCAGUUGGCCCACUCCCCCAUGGUCUGCUAGCGUGCGCUGUUGGUCACUCCAUUCCCAAUAGCCCCGAUCUUCAACCGCAUCUUCAAAAAAUCUGGACGCAUGUUAUCAACGGCCUUGAGGACGAGUUCCGCACUCCGCGGCUUGCCACUCUGCAAGUCGCUAUCCUGGCUAUUGCGUCACGGCCUUGCGAAAACAUUGGACAAAGGGAUGUGUUGGUGUCAAAGUCAGUGGCAGUUGCGUAUCUUCUCGGGCUACACAUGGACCCUGCCCGGUGGGAACUGCCAAUAUGGGAAAGAUCUCUCCGGAAACGCCUAUGGUGGACGCUUUUUAUCUUUGAUAAGUGGCGUGCACUCGUCUACGGCAGACCAAGCUUUAUCCACUCGACUGAGUGGCAUGUAUCCAUACCUAAAGUUGAGGACUGCGACUGGGGUCGAUAUGCUGCACCCGAGUUGAUCGUAUCCUUCAAGGCAUUUAUUUACAUGUGCCGUAUGACGCAAAUCGUUGACUCGGUUGUGCAGUCAUUUAUGUCUGUCAAGAGUCUUCUAGAUCCACCUGCUCCCUUCGUUAAGGUGGCCUUAUUGGAAGAUGUCAACAUGAAACUUGCAACCGUUGAGGAAGAGAUGCCAGAAAGUUUCAAGUGGAAUGGAACUGCCGCCGAAGGAAGUACUAUGCCCACAGGCGUUCGAUCCGCACAGUUAUCUAUGCUAGGACUGCGAAUCAUUGUAUAUCGGCUUCAUCUCAAUGUGGCAUACCGCAACAUACCGCUACAGUACAACUCAGUUGCGCAUAUUGCCAACGACAUCUGCAAAGAUAUGGCGGAUUUUCUUGACAUCCUGACUGGCCCUGACCUUCAGUUGUUUUGGUUCCCUUAUACUGCGGACCAUAUAUCCAACUGUGGCUCUCUGCUUUUACGGAUAGCCAUACGCGGUAAGGCGACACACACUACAGAGGGAAUUACUGCGGAACAGCUGGUUCGACGCCUAGUAGACCGCCUGAUUGAGCUAUAUGAGACCCAUCAAUGGGACAUUGCCGAAGCGGCGCUGCGCCGACUUGACCCACCUCUGCUAGCUGCUAGAAAGACACUCGACAGUGCUGAUAUAAUCCAUCGAAAAAUUGCUAGCACGAUGUCCUGGAACUCUUCAGGCGCGUUUCCGCAGUCGCCUCACGCUGAAGCAGGUCACCCUGGCGAGGAGCCCGGAAACACAGACUUAUCAUUCUCUAUGGGGCUCAAUAACGGUCUUGGAUCAUCUUGGGCCCCGGAAAGCGUAAUAUGGGAAUUCCCAGGCUGGGGAUCGGACGAGGGUAUACCGGGUGGCCACCCCGUCUGA